AUGAUUAGAAAUAUAUUUAGUAGAAGGAUAACGUAUUAUUUAUCGAAAGUUAAUUGUAAAAAUAAUACUAUUAAUUUUAAGAGUAAUAAAAUAAAUUGCCGUCGGUAUUCAAACCAAAGCCAUUACCGUACGUUUGAAGAAUAUCAAGCAGCUAGAGCCAAGCGUCAACAAUAUCGAGUACGUACCACAGCAUUUUAUUUUAGCAGUGUAGCAAUUGUUGGUUUAGGAAUUUCGUAUGCUGCUGUUCCAUUAUAUAGAGCUAUAUGUGCCAGAACAGGGUUUGGUGGUAUUCCUAUAACAGACAAGAGGAAAUUUACUGAUGAUAAAUUAAUUCCUGUAGAUACUGAUAAGAGAAUUCGUGUGAGCUUUACCAGUGAAGUUUCAAAGAUAUUACCUUGGGAAUUUACACCUUUACAACGAGAAGUCUAUGUAUUACCUGGUGAAACUGCACUAGCAUUUUAUCGUGCCAAGAAUAAGAGUAAGACAGAUGAUAUAAUAGGGAUGGCUACAUAUAGCAUAACCCCUGGUGGUUCAGCACCAUAUUUUAAUAAGAUUCAAUGUUUCUGUUUUGAAGAACAAAUGCUGAAAAAGGGUGAAGAAGUAGAUAUGCCUGUAUUUUUUUUCAUAGACCCUGAAUUUGCAAGUGAUCCAUCUAUGAGAAAUAUCGAUGAUAUUAUCUUACAUUAUACAUUCUUUAAGGCUCACUAUAGGAAAGGUGAUGAGGGAAAGAUAUUAUACCCAAGUUCAAGUUAG
Messenger RNA from Henningerozyma blattae CBS 6284, 753 nucleotides. RefSeq names its product Cox11p (gene COX11). NCBI's taxonomy places the organism in Eukaryota, Fungi, Ascomycota, Saccharomycetes, Saccharomycetales, Saccharomycetaceae. The transcript has a single exon. The record is from RefSeq and is a predicted model, not a curated record. Gene Ontology annotation, molecular function: copper ion binding. Bases 1 to 753 code for a protein of 250 amino acids. Gene Ontology annotation, cellular component: mitochondrial inner membrane.